CACUCUCUCUCUCUCUGUGGCCACCUCAGUCUCUACCCAACACACAACACCACGCUACGCCACCUGCAACUCUCUCUCUCUCUCUCUCUCUAUCUAUCUAUCUCCCUGAUAACAUGAAACUUACGCGGAUUUAGCUAGACAGACUCCAAAACCCUAAAAUAAACUAACCCUCUCUCUCUCUCUGCAACUCUCUCUCUCUCUCUCUCUCUCUCUCUCAUCACAACCCCAUCUCAUUUCUUAAAACCCUUCAACAUCAGACUCUCUCUCACACCCAUUGUUCCCCAUUCCAAACAAACCCAGAAACCCCAUCCUCUCUCUCUCUCUCUCUCUACAGAGAUAUACACAUGCAUUCAUGAGUUGGGUCUUGAGUGUUCUUGUAGGGGCGGUGGUGAAUGGGUUGUCUCAUAUCUCAGCUGGCGUCCAAAUUCGCCUUCUUCCCUCCCUCUCCGGCUACCUAUGCCGUCAAAAAGUCCUCCUCCGGCAAGCUCACGGCGGUCUCCACGGCCUCUUCCAUGUCCGUCCCCAUCGGCGACGACACUUCCCUCGAUGUCUUGUUGCUUGACACCAAAUCUGGGAACAAGAUCGUCGCUUUCUAUCUCAAAAACCCUUAUGCUCGCCUCACUCUUCUCUACUCUCACGGCAAUGCUGCUGAUCUUGGCCAGCUCUACGACCUCUUUGUUCAGCUCAAAGCCAAUCUCAGAGUCAAUCUCAUUGGGUAUGACUAUUCUGGCUAUGGAGCCUCUUCAGGCAAGCCAAGUGAAUCAAAUACGUAUGCUGACAUAGAGGCGGUAUAUGAGUGUCUUGAGACAGAAUAUGGAGUUAGCCAGGAAGACUUAAUUCUCUACGGACAGUCAGUUGGAAGUGGACCAACACUGCACUUAGCAGCCAAAUUGCCAAGGUUGAGAGGCGUAGUUUUGCAUAGUGCCAUUCUUUCUGGUCUUCGUGUGGUCUGCCAUGUGAAGUUCACGUUUUGCUUUGACAUUUAUAAGAAUGUAAACAAAAUUCGGAAGGUGAAGUGCCCUGUGCUGGUGAUACAUGGUACAGAAGAUGAUGUCGUAAAUUGGUUACAUGGUAGUGGAUUGUGGAACAUGGCUAGGGACCCGUACGAACCCUUGUGGAUUAAAGGAGGUGGACACUGCAAUUUGGAGCUGUACCCAGAUUAUAUCCGCCAUCUAUGCAGAUUCAUCCAAGAAAUGGAGAAUAUAAACAGAAAUCCACCUUAGAAAGAUCAGACAGAACCUCCGUCUACAAAAGAGGUCGAACACGGCCAACACAAGUGCUUCAGACAGGUGCUGUAGGAUUAAAUUUCGGCGACCUAAAUGGCCAGAAUGUUUGAAACCAAGCUGCAUAAAGUGUUUGUGCUGGUCGAAGUGC
This is a messenger RNA of Camellia sinensis, 1374 nucleotides long. RefSeq lists its product as uncharacterized. The record is from RefSeq and is a predicted model, not a curated record. Lineage: Eukaryota; Viridiplantae; Streptophyta; Magnoliopsida; Ericales; Theaceae.